This is a messenger RNA of Emiliania huxleyi CCMP1516, 1461 nucleotides long. RefSeq lists its product as hypothetical. Gene Ontology annotation, biological process: transmembrane transport. Gene Ontology annotation, cellular component: membrane. Gene Ontology annotation, molecular function: xenobiotic transmembrane transporter activity; antiporter activity. The record is from RefSeq and is a predicted model, not a curated record. Lineage: Eukaryota; Haptophyta; Isochrysidales; Noelaerhabdaceae. The coding region runs from base 1 to 1461 and encodes 486 amino acids. The transcript is spliced from 3 exons.
AUGUACAAUCUGGUUCCUGCUCGUCUGGUGCUGUUACUUGCUGGUGGCAGCCUAGGCCUCAGCAGCAGCCGGCUCACAGCGGCAUCUUCCGCUCCAUUGCUGUGCGGUCUCCAGUGUUGGCAACGGACGCCUCCCGCUCUCGGUCGCCCUCCUGUUCUCGCGCUGGAGGCCACCGCUCGUGCUGGAGGCGGCUGCUGCGCCUUCCGUCGCUGGCAAGGGCCGCCUCCCGAGCGGCCACCGAGAGCGGGGGGCGUCCGUUGCUGCGCCACUGCGCCCAGCCUGACGGAAGAAGCUCCGGAGGAGGCUUCCCUCGCGGCGAGAGCCGCCGCGCGGGCGGCCGAGAACGCGGAGAUCCUCGCCAUCGCCGUGCCUGCGCUGCUAAAUACGCUCAUGGACCCAUUCCUUGGCGUCGUUGACACGCUCUUCGUCGGCCGAACGUGCUCCUCGGUAGCGCUGGGCGCGGUGGCGGCGAGCAGCGAGAUUUUCACGCUCUGCAUCGCCGCCUCGCUCGCGCUGCGGGAGAGCGCCUCGUCCACUCUCGUCAGGCUCUUCGCGCAGGGGCGUCGGCCGGCGGCCGUGGCGUUCGCGCGGCGGACGCUGCAGCUCGCAGUUCUCGUCGGCGCCUUCCUCACUCUGCUACUGGCGGGGCCUGCGGCGCCGUGGUGCGUCGGGCUGAUGGGCGCUCCGGUGGGCUCGCCGCUGCACCCGGAUGCCCUCGCGUACGCUCGCAUGCGCGCGCUCGCCCUCCCGGCGGCGCUCGCCCUGUCUGCGAGCGAGGGCAUCUUCCGGGGAAUGGGCGACACGAGCGCGCCUCUGCGGGCGGGGCUGGUCGCCUCGCUCGCAAACCUGCUGCUCGACCCAGGACUGAUGAUUUGGCCGGCGCGACUCGGCGUCACCGGCGCCGCCACCGCCACGGGCGCAUCCCAGGCGUGGCUCCUCCUCGUCCUCGCGGCUGAGGCGCCCGCCGUCGCCGGGCAGGUCCUCUGCUCGCGCCGCAUCUCGCGCGGCGACUUGCACGGCGCACGCGCGCUGCUGCUGCGGCUGCUGCGCCGUGCCGGCGUACUCGGCGGCGCGACCGCGCUCCUGCUGCUCUCGCUGGCCGGCCCUGCGUCCUCUUUCCUCAUCCCGUCCGACCCGGCCACGCGAGAGAGCGCGCGCCGCCUCUUCGGCUGGGCCGCGCUCUGCACGCCGCUCGUCGCACCGAACGCGCUCUGCGAGGCCGUCCUGCUCGGGGCCGGGCUGUCGUACAAGUACCUCGCGCUCGCGACGCUCUCCACCGCGAUCGCCAUCGGCUGGCUGACCGGGAUCGCCCUCUCGCUCCGCCCGGACGUGUCCUCCGUCUGGAUCUGCAUCCUCCUUUUCUUCCUGGUCCGCCUGGCGACGUCCGCCGGCCGCAUCUUCAGCGGGCGAGGGGGCUUCGGGGAGUGGGAGUGGCGUGCUCACGGUGACGUGAGGGCGUGA